AUGGUGUGGAAGGGCUGCAGCCGUCCGCAGCCGGCGGAAGAGCCGCCGUACUCCAAGACGGAUCUGCCACAGGACGACAACGAAGUGAUCCCUCCGCCACGGCUGCCCACUGUUGCGGAGGUUCCGAGCACAGUUCCGACUACCUCGAAUGGAAUGGCCUCGCCAAUCUCGUCGCUGGAGGUGAUGACAGGAUCUGUUCGAGACCUGCCUUUAUACACACGCACCAACACAGUCACGGAGACCGUGGGCCACGCAGAGGAGGCCGAGGCCGAACCACCGCUGCCGCCGCCAGAGGAGCCGCCGCCCGAAGAGCUGCCGCCGCCUUCACCCCAGGAGAUGGAGGUACCGACCUCUGAGGUGCAGCUCUCUGACAUACAGCCAGAGGUGCAGCUCGCCGACGUACAGCCGGAGGUGGUGGUGAAGCCGCCGAGGCAAAGGAGUACGGCCAGCGACUGGAUCUUGACAGACGUCGACCUGUCUGCGAGACGGUGCCAGUCUCUGAGUCCAAGCUCCUGGUCCGGUUCCUGGACGUGGACUCAGUUGUCCCGAUUCCACCGGCAUUUUGAUCCACCAACGAGCAAGGAAUAUAGCCUGACCUUCCAAAGAGGAGGUCGGCUGGUGGGUCAAGGCAGUGACUCCCUAUCCAGCUACAAGCUAACCGCCGGCAGCUACCGGGAGACGGGCGAGCUGACAUGGCGCGAAGUCCCGCAAAGCGCUUCCGGCCUCGCGUUUGAGUGCUCCGGACACCUGCGCUCACGUCGACGAAAAGAUAUGCAACAAGGAGACUCUUUCGAGAUCGUCGGAGUCUUCAGGGCGUAUGACACCUCCGUUUCUGCGCUUCAAGUGGGGAGUGGCCGCUUCUCACUUCGCACGCAAACCGGCCUGGAACCGACUGCCAUCGGAAACCCAGCAUCUUACUUUGCCGCUGAUCGGGUAUGA
Symbiodinium sp. CCMP2592 is the source of this 939-nucleotide messenger RNA. The record is from the annotation of a GenBank genome assembly. NCBI's taxonomy places the organism in Eukaryota, Dinophyceae, Suessiales, Symbiodiniaceae.